Molecule: messenger RNA, 1569 nt
Organism: Aegilops tauschii subsp. strangulata
Lineage: Eukaryota; Viridiplantae; Streptophyta; Magnoliopsida; Poales; Poaceae
Source: RefSeq, a predicted model, not a curated record
AUGGCCAAGUCGGGGAACCGCAGGACGAGGUCCUCGCCGCCGGCCACCGCCCUCGCCUCCGCAAUCACCACGUCCUCCUCAUCCUCCACAAACCUUGAAGAAACCGCCUCGCCGUACUUCCUACCUCAGCUGAUCCCAUUGACCGCGAGCCGCCUGACGACCCUCGAGGACUUCUUCGCCCUACGUGCCGCCUGCCGCGCCUACCGGGCUCACCUCCCGCUGUCAUCGUCCAACCUCGCCUCGCAGGGUCCGCUCCUCCUCGUCCCCCACAAGACCUCUGCCUCGGAAGCGCUCUUCCACGUCCCCCUCCGCCGCAUCCUCCGCUUCCGCCUCCCGCGCACCCCCCUGGCCCAUGGACGCCGCAGCCCCACCUGCUUCAGCCGUCUCUUCACCCCCCAAGACCUCAGCCUCACCUGCUUCCACUCCUUCGGCUGCCGCGUCGCCAUACAACGCAUGAGCGCCAACGCCAGCCGCCCCGAGAUCCGCAUCCGCCACCUCCUCACAGGUGAGCGAGCCCGCCUGCCCGAUCCCCCUGAAUGCGUUGGAGGUGUUCUCUUUUCCGACGACCUAAUCCUCGCCUUCACGCCAUGGCACCGGGACAUCUACUACUGCCGCAUUGGGGAUGCUCAGUGGCAAGCGGCGCGGUGCGACGAAUGCUACCACGUUUACAGUCUGAUGUUCGUGAAAGGCACCCUCUACGCAUUGAUUUAUCCAAAUUAUCGUCUUGCUGUUGUCGAGCUUGACAAGAAUUAUGUGGUAUUGUCGUUUCUUGGUGAUGAACUUAGCCCACAGACAGUUCCAAAAAGUUCGGUGGCCUGGCUCGCAGAGUGUCAGGGUGAGCUAAUGCUAAUUAUCGAAAUCAGGUUGUAUCGUGUUUUCCAGUGGGGAUCCGGGGAAAGGAAGUGGGCGAGGACACAUAGCCUUGGUGGUUGCAGCUUGUUCUUUAAUAUGCAUGAGUUCGCUGGUUGCCUUGGUCCAGAUCAUCCGGGAGUUCGAAGAGACUGCUUGUACUUUACUGGAAGCCUUGGGAACUGGAGCGAGUAUUCUCUGGUUGAUAGAUCUUUGCAUGAAAUUAUUGCUGACUACCCAGGGCAAGCAGUUCCUCCAAUACUUCGGUUGAGAGGCCACAACCCAUGUGACUCCCUGAAGUAUGACCGUCGCUACGAGCCUUAUUUUAGAAGAAUGGAUCUUCUCCAGUUUGUGCUCAACUUUAAAGGCACACCACCAUGGCUGAACUCGACGGUCAUUACCGCCCUUACGGACCGUUGGAGGCCGGAGACGCACUCUUUUCACCUUGCUCUUGGUGAGAUGACCGUCACUUUGGAGGAUAUUGCGAUGAUCUCCGGGCUUCCGAUCGAGGGCAGGGCUCUUAUCGGGAAGGUGAAGUCUGAGGGGUGGCGACAAAGGGUUGCAGGUUUGGUUGGUGUUGAACCUCCCCCGUGGAUUCAUGAAACAAAGAAGGAUCCUAGGCCAUCCGGUGUUUUGUUCUCGUGGCUACAGGAACAUUUUUACGAGUGCACAGAGAAUGCCAGUCCGGCUGUUGUGGAGAGUUGGACGGAGCAUGUAUGA